AUGGUUUCAAAAGAAAAUACAAAAGUUGCUACUGCAGCUGCCCCAACCGAUAAAAAAGAUAAUAAAAAAGAUAAUAAAAAAGAUAAUAAAAAAGAUAAUAAAAAAGAUAAUAAAAAAGUUGAACAAAAACCAAAAUCAAACAAUAAUAAAAAUGAUAAAAAACCAAAUAACACUAAAUUCAAUAAAGAUAAACAACCAGCACAACAAACCAAAUCAGAAAAGAGUAUGAACACUUUCUCAAAUAAAUUCUUUAAAACAGAUAAAAAAGAUGGUGCACCAAAAGACAACAACAAUAAUAAAAAAUCUGAAAAACCAAUAACCAAACCAAGAGAUAACAAAAAGAAUGAAAAAAAUGAAAAGAAUGAAAAGAAAGAAAAAAAUGAAAAGAAAGAAAAAGAAGUUACCGCUAAACCAGUUGAAAAAGUUCAAGAUGAUAGUGAAGAAAUUAAAAUUGAAAAACCAAAUAAUGAUGCUAAAAAUCCAAUGUUUACUAAAGCCCAAGGUUUAUAUAACAAAAAAGUAGAAGAAUAUCUUCAAGAUUUCAAUAAAAAUGGUUCAAGAGAUGAUCAAUGGAAAGAAAAAAUUCAACACACUGGUACAAUUAGAGAUAGAAUUUCAGCUAUUACACUUUUAAUCCAAAAAGCACCAAUGUUCAGAUUAUCAAGUCUUGAUAUUCUUUUAAAUUUAGCUGCAAAGAAAUCUGAAAGAGAAAGAGAUUUUGCUAUUAAUUCAUUAAAAGAUUUAUUUGUAAAUUCAUUAUUACCAAAUACCAAAUUAAAACGUUUCAAUGAAAGAACCAAUAUUGAAAGUUCAAAACCAAUGGAAUUAGUACAAUGGUUUUUCGAAGAUUUAUUAAAAUCAAGAUAUCAAGCUUUUAUUAGAUUAUUAGAAGUUUUAGGUAGAGAUACAGUCUCAAGAAUUCGUAUGAUUGCCACUGCUACAAUUCAAUACCUUCUUUUAAAGAAACCAGAACAAGAAGAAGUUUUAUUAACACUUUUAGUUAAUAAAAUUGGUGAUGAUGAAGGUAGUAAUGCAAGCAAAGUUGUUAAGCUUUUAGAAAAGCUUAUUGAAUCACAUCCAUCAAUGAAAAUGGUUAUCAUUAGAGAAGUUGAAUUAUUUUUAUAUAGACCAAACAAUGCCUCAAAAGCUCAAUAUAAUGCUUUAUACUUUUUAAAUAAAAUUCAAGUUGCUUCAGAAAAAGAUAAUACAAGUGCUGCCGAAAUCAAAGAAAUCUCUCACCGUCUUAUUACUCUUUAUUUCACCUUUUUCUCAAAUAAAUCAAAUAUCAACAGCUCUGCAAUUUCAUUAUUAAUUUUUGGUAUUAGAAAAGCUUAUUCAUACACUAAAGAUACAACUGUUAUUGAUGACACCCAAAUUAAAACUUUAUUUAAAUCAUGUAGAAAAAAUACAAUUAAUAAAGUAAUUCAAACUUUAUCCCUUCUUUUUGAAAUUAAACAACACACACCAGAAAUCACCAAUCAAUUUUAUUUAAAUUUAUAUCAUACCUUAAAUAGAUUCGAAAAAUUAUCACAAUUUGAUCAAACAUCAUUUUUAAAUUUAGUUUUUAGAGCAAUCAAACAAGAUGAAAAUAUUGACAGAGCAAAAGCUAUUAUUAAAAGACUUUUACAAUUUUCAUUUAACCAAAUUGUUUCAUUCUCUGCCUCAACUUUAAUUUUAAUUUCAGAAAUUAUUAAAUUUAAUUCAGAAUUUGGUUCAUUAAUUUCAACUAAUCCACAAACCCCAAUUAAAGAGCCAAAAGAAGGUGAAGAAUCUUCAACCGAACCAAGUUAUGAUCCACUUCAUCACGAACCAUCAGAAGCUAAUGGUCAAUUAUCAUGUCUUUGGGAACUCAAUUUAUAUUCAAUUCACCAACAUCCAACUAUUAACCAAUUCGCCAGAGAUCUUUUACAAGAAAAACAAAUUAAAUUCCAAGGUAAUCCAACAACACUUUUCACAUUAUCUGCUUUCCUUGAGAAGUUUGCUUUAUCAAGACCAAAGAACAGAAAAGGUCCACAAUCAACUUUACAAGUUACUAAAUCUAAGAUUGGUGAAGAUUUCUUUACAGCCAAACCAGACGAACAGUUCUUAAACAUUUACGGUGAUAUUGCUUCAACUUCAGGUGUCAAAUCUAAAAAGAAAUCAUCAUCCUCAUCCGGUCAAUUCAUUGUCGAUGAUAAAGAAUUAGAUGAAGCUUUAGGUUACAAAACUGAAGAUAGAGAUUCUGAUGAAGAAAUGCUUUCAGAUUUAGAUGCCGAAUACAGCUAUAGUGAUUUAGAAGCCUCAGAUUUUGAAGAUGAAGAUUUUGAAAACGAAAUUCCAAAAGCAUCUAAAAAAUUAAAUAAGAAAAAACAAGAUGAAGAUGAAGAUCAAGAUAAUGAAGAAGAAGGAGAUUUUAAUGUUGACGAAGAGGAAUUUAAUAAUUUAGUUAAAGAUGGUUUAUUAGGUGAUGUUCCAAGUGAUUUAGAUGACUUAUUAGAGGAGGAUGAUGAUGAAGAAGGUGAAGAAGACGAAGAAGAUGACAUCGAAGAAGAUAAUGUUGAUUUAGAUGACGAUGAAGAGGGAGAUGACGAUAUUCAAAUUCCAGAUUUCGGUGAUGAAGAGGUCGAGGAUGAAGACGAAGGAGAUAAUACUAUUGUUCCAGAUUUUGGCGAAGAUGAUGAAGAAGAAAAUGACGAAGAGGAAACAGAAUUUAUUAAAUCAAUGAAAGGAAAUGAUUCAUUUAUGGAUGCUGAUGAAUUUGCCUCUAUGUUAGAAAAUUCAGGUGGUGUUAAAAAGAAUGGUAAAGAUUCAUUUAAAUCAAAAGGUAAAGGUAAACCAGCCCCAGCUAAAGUUAAGCCAGCCCCAGCCAAAGGUAAAUCAACUCCAAAUAAACCAAAUAAUAAGAAACCUUUAAAUAAUAACAAUAAUAAAAGAAAGAGAUUUUAA
Messenger RNA from Dictyostelium purpureum, 2925 nucleotides. RefSeq lists its product as uncharacterized. Bases 1 to 2925 code for a protein of 974 amino acids. NCBI's taxonomy places the organism in Eukaryota, Evosea, Eumycetozoa, Dictyosteliales, Dictyosteliaceae. The transcript is spliced from 5 exons. Gene Ontology annotation, cellular component: nucleus. The record is from RefSeq and is a predicted model, not a curated record.